Messenger RNA from Arachis ipaensis, 738 nucleotides. Its product is annotated as GDSL esterase/lipase At1g20120-like. NCBI's taxonomy places the organism in Eukaryota, Viridiplantae, Streptophyta, Magnoliopsida, Fabales, Fabaceae. Gene Ontology annotation, cellular component: extracellular region. The record is from RefSeq and is a predicted model, not a curated record. Gene Ontology annotation, molecular function: hydrolase activity, acting on ester bonds.
GUUGUCAACAGAGGAUCAAUUAGACAUGUUCAAAGAAUACAUUGGAAAACUUAAGGGUGCUGUGGGAGAAGAAAGAACAGCUUACAUUCUUGAAAAGAGCAUAGUUCUCAUCAGCAUGGGAAGCAAUGAUAUUGCAGGAACAUAUUUUCUCACACCAUAUAGGAGAGUCCAUUACAAUGUCAGACAAUAUUCAAGAAGGCUUAUCAGAUUAACAACAAGAUUUAUAUUGGAACUAUAUCGAUUGGGAGCAAGAAGGAUUGGAACAGUGAGCUUAUCAGCAUUAGGAUGCAUCCCAAUGCAGAGGACAGUGAGAGGAGGCAUAAAAAGGAAUUGUGUGGAACCAGUAACAAAGGCAGCACAAGUCUACAAUACCAUGCUCUAUCAAUCACUUAUGGCUCUCAAGAAGACCCUCUCUGGUUCCAGAAUUGUAUACCUUGAUGUUCAUAAUUCACUCAAUAUGCUUAUUCAACACCCCAACCAAUUUGGAUUUGAAAGCGUGGAUAGAGCAUGUUGUGGCAUUGCAAGCAUGGAACUUGACCUAUUUUGUAGUACUUUUUCAUUGAAAAUCUGCACAGAUGCAUCCAAAUAUGUCUUCUGGGACAGUUAUCAUCCUACCGAGAGAACUUACAGUAUUAUUACCUCAGAUUUAAUAAAAAAGACCAUUGAUCAAUUUGUCUAAAAUUGAAUUUAAUUUCCAUAUUAAUUAUUUGUCUAAUGAAUUAUGCAUAUUAUAAUUUA